GUGUUUGUCUACGCGAACGCAACGAGUUCGUCCCGCACAAUGUGGCGUUUCCUGCUGACGCUGUCAUGCUGCCUACUCGGCGCCUACUGCCAACAGGUCAACAAGUUCCCAGAUGGUUUCCUUCUGGGGGCAGCAACAGCGUCCUACCAGGUGGAGGGCGCUUGGAAUGAAAGUGGUAAAGGAGAGAAUAUUUGGGAUCGACUGACCCACGAGCACCCAGACUGGAUAGCUGACGGUUCCAACGGGGACAUUGCCUGCGACUCCUACCACAAGUACCAGGAGGACGCGGAGCUGGUAGCAAACAUCGGGUUUGAUGUUUACCGCUUCUCCCUGUCAUGGUCGCGGUUGUUACCAUCCGGAGAUUGGGACGUAGUAAACCCAGCUGGUAUAGAGUAUUACAACAACCUCAUAGACGCUCUGCUGGAAAGGAAUAUUCAGCCCUUAGUGACGCUCUUCCAUUGGGACCUCCCACAGAAACUGCAAGACAUCGGUGGAUGGCCAAAUCCCAGGAUCGCUGACUACUUCGAAGAGUAUGCGAGACUGGCUUUCGAGAACUUCGGCGACAGAGUGAAAUGGUGGCUCACUUUCAACGAACCGAACGUGAUGUGUACUGGCUACGGGGAAGAAAGGCAGAAGGCUCCCGCAAUCAACGCCCACGGCUUCGGAGAGUACAUGUGCGGGUAUACACUUCUGCUAGGGCACGCCAGAGCGUACAGGCUCUAUGACUCAGAGUACCGUGCAACUCAGAAUGGUAGUGUCGGCAUUACCCUCAACUCGGACUUCUACGAGCCGGCUUCUGACAGUCAGGCGGACAUCGACGCCGCGGAGCGGGCACAGCAGUUCCACCUCGGGUGGUUUGCGCACCCCAUAUUCUCGGAAGAGGGAAACUACCCCGCAGUUAUGAUAGAGCGGGUAGACAAUAACAGCUUGGAGGCAGGCAUCUGGAUAUCACGGCUGCCGAAGUUCACUGCUCAGGAAAUAGAGGAUCUGAAAGGAUCUGCGGACUUCUUUGGUCUCAACCACUAUUCUACUUAUCUGGUAACGGAUGGUUUGUCUGGCCAGGAACCGUCCAUCCUGCAUGAUACGGGAGUAAUCAAGACUGUAGACCCAAGCUGGCCCGUGUCCGCAUCUUCUUGGCUGAAGGUCGUUCCCUGGGGUUUCCGUAAGCUGCUUAACUGGAUUGCAAGAAACUAUAACAACCCACCUGUUUUCGUAACUGAAAACGGUUUCUCAGACAGAGGAACACUGAAUGACACGGACCGCCAAGAAUAUUAUAAGCAAUACCUGGCACAAUUGCUGAUGGCCGUAAACAUCGACGGAAACAACGUCAUUGGUUACACAGCAUGGAGCUUAAUGGACAACUUCGAAUGGAUGAGCGGCUACACGGAGAAAUUUGGCAUCUACCACGUGGACUUCGAAAGUCCCAACAGGACACGCACUCCCAAAGGGUCUGUGGAGAUGUUCCAGAACAUUGCGGCUACGCGCGAAAUCCCAGAGAGCUACUUCAACUCUACUACGUCCUCCGAAACGUCUACUUCGUCCACCGAAACGUCUACUUCGUCCAAUGAAACGUCUGCUGCGAUGCGGCUUGGAGUGCACCUCUGGGUAGCAGCGUUGAUCGCUGUUGUCCAACUGAUGUUUGGGGUUUUUAUCUAAACUAAAAUUCCGAGAACAGUCUCCCCGCGUGACUGAGUGUAACUACUAUCAGUGAAACAGAAUGUGAUUUCAACUAUUUUGUGUUAUCAUUCCGCUUUGAGCAACAUAUUCUUCCUCAUCGUGUAACUUAACCACCUGUCUGCUUCUCUCUAAGUGAUUAUUCCUAAAACUGUAUACCAGACCUUCUCAAAAAUGAUUAUCAAACAAAUUAAUAGCUUACUCAAAUACGAGUAAUGUGCACAACUUACGAUUUGCUCAACACUGUCUGCAAAUUGAAGCUAACUGUUUCUGGAAAGAAGCAGUGCUACUCUGAAUGUAAUCCGAAUUCCGAAAUAAAUGUGUAGGUGAACUUACAAAGAA
Messenger RNA from Schistocerca gregaria, 2016 nucleotides. Its product is annotated as myrosinase 1-like. The record is from RefSeq and is a predicted model, not a curated record. Gene Ontology annotation, biological process: carbohydrate metabolic process. Lineage: Eukaryota; Metazoa; Arthropoda; Insecta; Orthoptera; Acrididae. The transcript has 11 exons. Gene Ontology annotation, molecular function: beta-glucosidase activity. Bases 40 to 1656 code for a protein of 538 amino acids.